Messenger RNA from Penicillium oxalicum, 1617 nucleotides. RefSeq names its product Lactose permease. Gene Ontology annotation, biological process: transmembrane transport; carbohydrate transport. The record is from RefSeq and is a predicted model, not a curated record. Gene Ontology annotation, cellular component: membrane. Bases 1 to 1617 code for a protein of 538 amino acids. Gene Ontology annotation, molecular function: carbohydrate:proton symporter activity. The transcript is spliced from 4 exons. Lineage: Eukaryota; Fungi; Ascomycota; Eurotiomycetes; Eurotiales; Aspergillaceae.
AUGUCAAAAUACGAGGGUGCUGGUGUGGUACACCAGGAAAGUACCCUGGACCAUGUGGUUCUGGACAAAGAGCCCCAGGGCCAGGUCCAAGAGGUCCAUGCUGCGUCCGUUGCCCUCGCAGCGGCCAUGGCUGCUCGGCCUCCGCAGCUGCUCUCAAAAAGCAUGAUCAAGCUUUACAUGAUCAUGGGUAUCUGUUAUCUGGUCUCAACGAUGAACGGUUUCGAUUCCUCGCUCAUGGGUGCUAUCAACGCCAUGAAGCCCUACCAGGAGUCUUUCGGACUGUCUGGCGCUGGUUCCUCGACUGGUGUGGUGUUCAUUAUUUACAACCUCGGUCAAAUUGCUGCGUUCCCCUUCUGUGGUCUCCUGGCUGACGGCUAUGGCCGUCGUAUCUGUAUCUUCAUCGGCUGUCUCAUUGUCUGGAUUGGCACUGCUGUGCAGGCCCCUGCUACGAGCAUGGGAAUGUUCAUGGGCGGUCGUUUCCUGCUCGGAUUCGGCGCUGCUCUCGCCAGUGCUGCCGCUCCCGCAUGGUGUGUCGAGCUCAGUCAUCCCGCCUAUCGUGGUACCAUGGCGGGUAUGUACAACAAUUUCUGGUGGCUGGGUAACAUUCUGGCUGGCUGGACCACCUACGGAAGCAACCUGCACCUCCAGACUGCCUGGGCGUGGCGUAUUCCCACUAUUGUCCAGGCCGGUCUGCCUGGAAUCGUCCUCUUCUCGGUCAUGUUCUUCCCCGAGUCCCCCCGUUGGCUCAUUGCCAAGGACCGCCGCGAGGAGGCCCUUGAUGUGCUCGCCAAGUAUCAUGGUGAAGGCGACCGCCAGCACCCCAUCGUCCAGCUCCAGUACCACGAGAUCACCGAGCAGAUCAGCGCCACCCACAACGACAACCCGUGGUGGGACUUCCGCGAGCUGGUCAACACCCGUGCUGCCCGCUACCGUCUGGGUCUCCUGGUCGCCAUGUCUCUGUUCGGCCAAUGGUCCGGUAACAAUGUCGUGUCCUACUUUAUGCCCCAGAUGAUCAUCCAAGCCGGUAUCCUCGACCCCAACAAGCAGCUGCUCAUCAACGCCAUCAACCCCAUCUUCAGUAUGAUUGGUGCCAUCUACGGUGCCACCCUUCUGGACAAGCUCGGUCGUCGUACCAUGCUCCUGAGCGGUCUCGCCGGUGGUCUCAUUGCAUACAUCAUGCUGACUGCCUUCACUGCCGAGACCCCCAACAACCCCAACCUGAGUUACGGUGUGAUUGUCUCCAUCUACCUCUUCGGUAUCAUCUUCGCCUGGGGUUUCACCCCCCUGCAGACUCUCUAUGCCGUCGAGGUUCUCGAGAACCGCACUCGUGCCAAGGGUUCCGGCCUGAACUUCCUCGUCCUCAACGUGGCCAUGGUCGUCAACACCUACGGUAUCUCAGUCGGUAUUGAGAAGAUUGGCUGGAAGCUGUACCUUGUCUACAUCGCCUGGAUCAUCGUCGAGAUGGUUAUCAUCUACUUCUUCUUUGUCGAGACCGCCGGAAAGACCCUUGAAGAGCUCAAGGAGAUCUUCGACGCCCCCAACCCUCGCAAUGCCAGCUUGAAGCGAACCAAGGUCGAGAUCGACCAGACUGGUACUGUCGUUGGCAUGGAGGCGUAG